This is a messenger RNA of Coregonus clupeaformis (lake whitefish), 2341 nucleotides long. RefSeq names its product vesicular glutamate transporter 1-like. Gene Ontology annotation, biological process: neurotransmitter loading into synaptic vesicle; synaptic transmission, glutamatergic; regulation of synapse structure or activity. The transcript is spliced from 13 exons. The record is from RefSeq and is a predicted model, not a curated record. Gene Ontology annotation, molecular function: L-glutamate transmembrane transporter activity; neurotransmitter transmembrane transporter activity. Lineage: Eukaryota; Metazoa; Chordata; Actinopteri; Salmoniformes; Salmonidae. Bases 241 to 1995 code for a protein of 584 amino acids. Gene Ontology annotation, cellular component: excitatory synapse; synaptic vesicle membrane.
CUAUAGGCUAGACUAGGAUAAAUCUAAAUGUAGGCUAUUGUAUUUAGAAAUAUACAUUUUAUGACAAGCUGUGCAAUUUCUGUUGUGUCGGAGCGCAAGAAGUGGUAGGGAUGGACUAAUGGAGUGAGAGAGAGAGAGAGAGAGAGAGAGAGAGAGAGAGAGAGAGAGAGAGAGAGAGACUGCGCUUAGAGCUGGAGUGCGCGCGGGAUAGCACACCGGCUGGAUCGGGGAGUCGCGAGGAUGGAGAUCCGACCAGACAGGUUUAAGGCGGUUGCAGCCAAGAAUCUGGGAAAGAUACACAGAAUCCUAGAAAAGCGUCAGCCCAAUGGCGAGACCAUCGAGCUGUCGGAUGAGGGCCGCCCAGAGCUUGUGGAGGAGAAGGAGAUGCCCGUGGUGGACUGCACCUGCUUCGGCCUUCCCCGUCGCUACAUCAUCGCCAUCCUCUCAGGCCUGGGCUUCUGCAUCUCCUUCGGCAUCCGCUGCAACCUGGGCGUGGCCAUCGUCAGCAUGGUCAACGACCACACCGUCUGGAAAGGCAACAAGGAGGUCCUGGUGGCAGCACAGUUCAGCUGGGAUCCAGAGACCGUGGGGAUGAUCCACGGGUCCUUCUUCUGGGGAUACAUCGUCACACAGAUUCCUGGAGGUUUCAUAUGUCAAAAAUAUAAAGCUAACAAAGUGUUUGGCUUUGCCAUAGUGGCCACAUCCACUCUGAAUAUGCUGAUUCCAUCUGCUGCCCGCACACACUACAGCUGUGUCAUACUAGUCAGGAUAUGCCAAGGCCUCGUCGAGGGCGUAUCUUACCCAGCAUGCCAUGGGAUCUGGGCCAAAUGGGCCCCGCCUCUAGAGAGAAGUCGACUGGCCACAACAGCAUUCUGUGGUUCUUAUGCCGGAGCUGUGGUGGCCAUGCCUCUUGCUGGGGUGUUGGUUCAGUACGUAGGGUGGCCUUCAGUCUUCUACGUCUAUGGCAGUUUUGGGAUAGCAUGGUAUCUGUUCUGGAUCCUGGUGUCAUAUGAAAGCCCGGCAGCCCACCCCACUAUCACCCCUGAGGAGAGGAAGUACAUCGAGGAAGCCAUCGGAGAGUCAGCAGGCUUUGCCAAUCCUCUACAGAAAUUCAAAACCCCGUGGAGAGCAUUCUUCACGUCCAUGCCGGUGUACGCCAUUAUCGUAGCCAACUUCUGCAGGAGCUGGACUUUCUACCUGCUUCUCAUCAGCCAGCCGGCCUACUUCGAGGAAGUGUUUGGCUUCGAGAUCAGCAAGGUGGGGAUGGUGUCGGCCUUGCCACAUCUGGUGAUGACCAUCGUUGUGCCCAUUGGGGGCCAGCUGGCUGACUACCUUAGAACACACAACCUCAUGACCACCACCAACGUCAGGAAGCUCAUGAACUGUGGAGGGUUUGGAAUGGAGGCCACUUUCUUGCUGGUGGUGGGAUACUCUCACACCAAGGUCAUGGCCAUUUCCUUCUUAGUGAUCGCUGUGGGCUUCAGUGGAUUUGCCAUCUCAGGUUUCAAUGUGAAUCACUUGGAUAUUGCCCCCCGCUAUGCCAGCAUUUUGAUGGGCAUUUCCAACGGAGUGGGCACCUUGUCGGGUAUGGUGUGCCCUCUUAUAGUGGGCGCCAUGACCAAACACAAGACGCGUGAAGAUUGGCAGGGUGUCUUCCUCAUAGCUUCAGUUGUUCACUAUGGUGGAGUGAUUUUCUAUGGAAUCUUUGCGUCAGGGGAGAAGCAGCCGUGGGCGGACCAGGAGGACACCAGCGACGAGAAGUGUGGCAUCAUCGACGAGGACGAACUGGCCAAUGAGACGGAAGAGAUGUACCGCACAGGCGGAGGGGGGCAGUACGGAGCCAUGAGCCAGCCAACAGCCGGCCCCAACGGAGGAGGUGGGGCUGGAGGGGGGGCAGGGUGGGUCCAGGACUGGGAGAAGACGGAGGAAUAUGUUCAACCUCCGGGAUACAACCAGUAUCUCUACGGAGGGGAGGGAGAGAGGGAGCUCACAUAAGGCCCUAUUCAGACUUGAGAUAAGUUGACUUAAAAUGUUUACUUAAGUCCAUGAUUUAUUGACUUAAGUCCAUGUUAAGUAUACUGUACUUUUCUCAAGUCUGAAGAGAGGGGAAAAUAAAGAGAGAGAGGUGAAAUAAGAAAGGACGGACAUUCUGGAAAAUGAUAUGUAGUGAGUGGAAGAUAGAGGGUUAGCAAAUUGUCGUAGGUGUGUUUUUGUAUCUACGUAUAUUUACACGUGGGACAUAAUAUGAAUUGUAUGCAUUUGUAUAAGUAUGUGUAUGUGUGUAUGUGUGUGUGUGUGUGUGUGUGUGUGUGUGUGUGUGUGUGUGUGUGUGUGUGUGUGU